Messenger RNA from Callorhinchus milii (elephant shark), 3312 nucleotides. RefSeq names its product LARGE xylosyl- and glucuronyltransferase 1 (gene large1). Gene Ontology annotation, molecular function: glucuronosyltransferase activity; xylosyltransferase activity. The transcript has 15 exons. Gene Ontology annotation, biological process: protein O-linked glycosylation via mannose. The record is from RefSeq and is a predicted model, not a curated record. The coding region runs from base 335 to 2590 and encodes 751 amino acids. Lineage: Eukaryota; Metazoa; Chordata; Chondrichthyes; Chimaeriformes; Callorhinchidae.
CGCCGCCGACAUUGUCGCUACAGUGAGCGACUGUAUGUUCCCGGUUUAGCGGGGGACGGCCGUCCCCUCCCCCCCACACCCCCACACACCCCCACAGAGGGAGGUGUGGUGUCUCUGGGGCCACAUUCGCUCCGUCUCGAGUUCAGCGUCGAACGGAACGAGAACAAUAAGAACCUGAGACACGAAGAGCUCAGAGAAACGCGGCCGUUAUCACACACGAACCAACGGCUCUCUGACCGCACUCCGCCACUGUGAGAGGAAGAUGUGCGUGGCUGAAGGUGCGAUGCUGCCCACUUAGGAAGAUCGCUGGGACGUGGAGGAAAUAUCCCUGAGGAUGCUGGGCAUCUGCCGUGGACGCAGGAAGUUCCUCGCGGCCACACUAAGCAUCCUGUUCAUCCCGGCGUUCACCUGGAUCUACCUGUUUUCCGGCACGUUUAGAGAUGAAAAGCCAGUCUCACUGUCACCCUAUGAAGCCCCAGCUAACAGCCCCCGUUACGCGUUCAGUCAGAGGGAGCGGCAGGCGCUGGAGGUUCGUGUGCGAGAGGUGGAGGAGGAAAACCUGUCCCUCCGCAAGCAGCUCAGACUGGCUCAGGACCACGCCCGGGGGCACAGCAACCACUCCAAGACCUACUCUCCCGAGGAGGGCACCGGCGACACCGAGGUGGCAAGGGCAUUGGCCUGGAACGGCUCCGAGUGCGGCAAGCAACCUGCUGUGGAGAAAUGCGAGACGAUCCACGUUGCCAUUGUGUGCGCGGGAUACAACGCUAGCCGUGAUGUGGUGACCCUUGUGAAGUCUGUUCUCUUUCACCGGAGGAACCCUCUUCACUUCCACAUCAUCACCGAUGCCAUUGCCAAGCAAAUCCUUAGCUAUCUCUUUCAGACUUGGAUGGUUCCUGCAGUGAUUGUCAACUUUUACGAUGCUGAUGAACUGAAGUCAGAAGUGUCAUGGAUUCCAAACAAACAUUAUUCAGGAAUAUAUGGACUCAUGAAGCUGGUCCUCACUAAGACUCUACCUGCCUCUCUGGAGCGAGUCAUUGUCUUGGAUACGGACAUCACCUUUGCCACUGACAUUGCUGAGCUGUGGACUGUACUGCACAAAUUCAAAGGUCAGCAAGUUCUUGGGCUGGUGGAGAACCAGAGUGACUGGUACUUGGGAAACUUGUGGAAGAAUCAUAGACCUUGGCCAGCAUUGAGCCGCGGCUACAACACAGGUGUGAUCUUGCUGCUGUUGGACAAGCUGCGGAAAAUGAAAUGGGAACAGAUGUGGCGUUUGACUGCUGAGAGAGAGCUGAUGAACAUGUUCUCCACGUCCCUGGCUGAUCAGGAUAUCUUUAACGCCGUUAUAAAGCAGAAUCCCUACCUGGUGUACCAGCUCCCGUGUUUCUGGAAUGUGCAAUUGUCAGAUCACACGCGUUCCGAGCAGUGCUACAAGGAUGUGUCAGACCUCAAGGUCAUCCACUGGAACUCGCCCAAGAAGCUGCGUGUGAAGAACAAGCAUGUGGAGUUCUUCAGGAACCUGUACCUGACCUUCCUGGAGUACGAUGGAAACCUGCUUCGUCGUGAGCUCUUUGGCUGCCCCAGCGCAGUCGACCAGAACAGCCAGAAUCUUCAGAAGCAGUUGUUGGAGCUGGACGAGGAUGACCCGUGUUACGAGUUCCGGCGCGAGCGUUUCACUGUGCACCGCACUCACCUCUAUUUCCUGCACUACGAGUUUGAGCCAUCGUCCGACAACACUGAGGUCACUCUGGUGGCUCAGCUCUCCAUGGAUAGGCUGCAGAUGUUGGAGGCGAUCUGCAAGCACUGGGAAGGUCCCAUUAGCCUUGCUCUCUACCUGUCUGACGCUGAGGCCCAGCAAUUCCUCCGCUAUGCACAGGGCUCUGAGGUCCUGAUGAGCAGAAGCAAUGUGGCUUACCACAUCGUGUACAAGGAGGGGCAGUUUUACCCUGUCAAUCUGCUGCGAAAUAUAGCCAUGAAACACGUCAACACCCAGUACAUGUUCCUGUCUGAUAUUGACUUUCUCCCCAUGUAUGGUCUCUAUGAGUAUCUCAGGAAGUCUGUUGUGCAGCUGGACAUGCAGAAUGUGAAGAAAGCUCUGAUUGUGCCAGCGUUCGAAACCCUCCGCUACCGUCUGGCCUUCCCCAAAUCAAAAGCGGAGUUACUCUCCAUGUUAGACAUGGGAACUCUCUUCACUUUUAGGUAUCACGUCUGGACCAAGGGUCACGCUCCGACCAACUUUGCCAAGUGGCGGACAGCGACCACCUUGUACCACGUGGACUGGGAGGCAGAUUUCGAGCCUUACGUUGUAGUGAGGCGUGACUGCCCUGAGUAUGACCGGAGAUUCGUGGGCUUUGGCUGGAAUAAAGUGGCGCAUAUCAUGGAGUUGGAUGCCCAGGAGUAUGAGUUUGUUGUUCUCCCCAAUGCCUAUAUGAUCCACAUGCCUCACGCCCCCAGCUUUGACAUCACCAAAUUCCGCUCCAACAAGCAAUACCGCAUUUGUCUAAAGACUCUGAAGGAAGAGUUCCAACAGGACAUGUCACGGCACUAUGGAUUUGCAGCCCUCAAGUACCUGACUGCUGAGAACAACAGCUGACAAUGGAGGCAUUCUUGGCCCUGCCCGCUUCACUUGCUUUCACCACUGCGAGGGACGAGACGUAGAGGGGAGGAGAGGAUGAGGCAGCCGUUCACGCUGAAGCAAGUGCAUGCAGACUUCCGUUGCCUAAACCCAUCGUGCUGUCAGGACGUGGCUGGCUUGGUCACCGGGCUGGAUGCCAGUGUCAGCUCUUCUUUCAGAAACAUUGAGAUUGUUGAGGUUAUUAGCUUCUGAAAGACGUUGUAUUCUCUGAUCUCGCUGGCCCCUCUUCCCAUAACACUGCCUUGCCUGUGCACUGGUUGUUGAUGUCCACACAGCCUUUUUAGAUGAGUAGUGCAAGCACAGAGGAUGGGGAGGGGGAGGUUAAAUGUUCCAGACACCAAAUGGCUUGAUUGUUCCUCCACUACCAAUGCCCCCUCACCUCCCAAAAAGUGUGACUCUGUUCCUUGCUCUGACCAACCAAGUAGUCCUGCCCUCGCCGCAUGCCUCCGAGUCAUAAGGCUGUGGGUUUAAGCCCAAGUCAGGACUUUAAAAUCACAGAGCAGGCUGACACUUCAGGGCAGUGCUGGUGGGAGCACCGCAUUGUCAGAAGCGCCGUCCUUUGGAUGAGAUGCUAAAUCGAGGUCCAGUCUGUGCCCUCUUUAGGCGGACGAUAAAGUUGCAGUGGUUCUGCUUAAAAGAGAAGAAAGUUUCUCUCUCAGUGUCCUGGCUGACAAUCCCAU